This is a messenger RNA of Neolamprologus brichardi, 1026 nucleotides long. NCBI's taxonomy places the organism in Eukaryota, Metazoa, Chordata, Actinopteri, Cichliformes, Cichlidae. The record is from RefSeq and is a predicted model, not a curated record.
GUUGGUGCAGAUCAACACUUGUGCAACUUUCCUGCAGACAUGUGGUCUAAUGCUGUUUUCCUGUCCCUUCCGAUCUUUGUAGGUUGUGGAUUAGAAGAGCUCAAAGUGAGGCCUGGAGAAGAUUCCCUUCUUCAGUGUCAGAGUCCCAGAGGUGACGUCAUCAUCCUGCUGGAGUGGAGAAGAUCUGAUCUCAAGUCAGACACCUAUGUGUUCUUCUUCCGAAACCAGCGUCCAUAUGAAAACUACCAGCAUAAGUUCUUCAAAGGCCGAGUGGAGCUGAGAGAUCCAACCAUGAAGGACGGAGACGUUUCAGUGAUUCUGAAGAACGUCAGCACCAGCGACACGGGAACAUACGAGUGUGAGAUUACAGUCAGGAACACAGAAGGUGUCGUGACUGAGACUAAGCACUCUGUCAACCUCACAGUCACAACCUCAGGUGAGUUUGUAAAUAUAUAUUCGACUCACAGGGUCCGAUCUGUGUGUGAUUCUGUGUUUGUUUGUUAGGGUGUCAGCAGUGAACUACUCCCUAGCUUAGCCUCUUGAUGGUGGGAAACUGCACAGUGAACCACAAGGUCAUUUAUUGCACCAGCUCUGUCUGAUAACUUGUUGCUUAUUAGAGUCUGCAUGGUGAACGUAGACAUGGGGAGGACACAGUCCAGUGUACUUCUAGUGCCAGUGUCAAGCUCAGAUACAUGGGGAGGGUCAGGACAUACAAUAUUUGACAAAUCAAACAUGUAAAUCAUCACAAAUGAGCUUACCACACUGGAUCAGUCUGGGUUAAUAAUGACUGCCCUGGUGCUUUUGGCCAAAAGGGUGAAACUGUGCAACUGUUGGCCAAAGACAAAGGAAGAGAUGAGGGGAUGGUGUGUUAGGAGGCAGUGAGAGAGAAGGAAAGGCAAGAGUGUGGAGACCUUCAAAGUAGGGACUAUGAUUGGUAACGAUAGAGAGUAGGGUGAUAUGAUGGAGGGAAGGACGGUAGAUAUAUUGUGUGAGACCAGGUGAAAGGAAAGCAAGGCCAGGUGCACU